Molecule: messenger RNA, 1921 nt
Organism: Mauremys mutica (yellowpond turtle)
Lineage: Eukaryota; Metazoa; Chordata; Testudines; Geoemydidae
Product: olfactory receptor 11A1-like
Exons: 1
Coding region: 25-981 (318 amino acids)
Biological process (GO): G protein-coupled receptor signaling pathway
Cellular component (GO): membrane
Molecular function (GO): G protein-coupled receptor activity; olfactory receptor activity
Source: RefSeq, a predicted model, not a curated record
GUGCUUUCUCUAGACACUGCGCACAUGGCAGAUGUUGAGAGAGGAAACCAAAGCAACGUUACAGAAUUCAUCCUCCGCGGGUUCAGGAUCUUCUACCCAUUCCAGAUUGCUCCCUUUGUGCUGGUUCUGCUAAUGUACCUCACCACCAUGGCUGGGAACACCCUGAUCAUUGUCACCGUUCUGGUUGACCGAGGCCUUCACACCCCUAUGUAUUUCUUCCUGGGGAACUUGUCCUUCUUGGAGAUCUGGUACACAUCCAACAUCGUCCCCAAAAUGCUACAAGGUUUCCUGGCUGAGAAGGGUGUGGCGAUCUCCUUCAGCGGCUGUGUCACGCAGCUUUAUAUCUUUGGCUCCCAGGCAGCCACCGAAAGCUUCCUGCUAACGGUGAUGGCCUACGAUCGCUAUUUGGCAAUAUGCAACCCGCUGCGUUACACGGCCCUCAUGAAUGCGAGGGUGUGCGUCGAGCUGGCUUUCUGCUCUUGGCUGGGUGGCUUCCUCUUCAACCCGGUGAUAAUGGCCUGGAUUUACAGACUACAUUUCUGUGGCCCUAAUGAAAUCGACCAUUUCUUCUGUGACUUCAUGCCCCUGGUCAAGCUGUCGUGCAGUGACACGCAACUGAUCACCUUAGCAGCAUUCUUGCUCUCCGCUACAGCCACCCUGAUCCCCUUCCUGCUAACCCUCAUAUCCUACGCAUUCAUCAUAACAGCGAUAGUAAAAAACCCUUCCAGCACUGGGAGGCGGAAGGCCUUCUCCACCUGCACCUCUCACCUUACUGUGGUCAGCACUUUCUACGGGGCACUGGCCAUUGUCUAUGUGGUGCCGACAGCCAAUUCUGCUGUCAACCUAAACAAAACAUUCUCCCUUCUCUACAGCCUGGUCACCCCAUUGCUCAACCCCCUGAUCUACUCCUUGAGGAACAAGGAUGUGAAUGACGCCCUGAGGACAAUGGCUGCUAGACUGAUGGAUUUUCUAAGGAAGUAGAGAAAAAAAGGGAGGUUUUAAAAUGAAAAACAUUGGGUCACAUUCAGAUGGUGCAAACUGGCGUAACUCCGUCUAAAUCAGUGGAGAUGUGCAAGUUUGUACAAGCUGCAGAUGCGGUCCAGGCCCCACCAGAUUUAGCAGCCAAGGAAAUCCCAUGUUGUACUCCCAACUGCAUCCAUAGCAUGGCCUCCUUGUGCAUGAGUAUUGGUCUAGAUCUGCCCCGUACCUAUUUCUCCACGUGCUGCAUUUGCCAUCAGAAGCUGUAUCCUAGCUGGUGCCCUCCAUGGACCACAGUAACCUGGGGUUUGCUGUCCAGCAGGACACGCUCCAAGGGAUGGUUACGGGACAGAUUUAAAAAAGUAUUUAGGUGCCUAAGGAUGGAGAUAAAACACCUAGUGGGGGUUUUCCAAACCACCACGGAGCCUAAUGUCUAUUAAUUUCAAAGGCAGUUAGACAUCUAGGCACUUCUGACAAUCCCAUAGUAUGUCCCAGUAUGGACAAGCCCUUACGGUUGAGUUCAGCACCUAAAGCAAGGAUUCAGCUGCUUCUGUUUGCAUGAACAGUAUAAUGUAUACUCCCCAAAAUGUGCUCUUUGUAUAGCAUUGAGGUGCUACAUUCCCAGCAUAGCUCCAUUUCAAUUGAUGACCCAGAUCUCCUACUGGUAUAAAUCGGCGUCACUAUGCUGAAAUAAGCAUAAUGAUACCGAAUUACAACAACUGAGGAUCUGGCUCAUAAUUUACAUUCUCGUGAUGGUUUCCAAGCUGUGGCAAGGAUCUUGAUGCCCAAUUUAUAUAUAUAUAUAUAUAUAUAUAUAUAUAUAUAUACACACACACACACACAAUGUAACUGUAACUGAUACCUGGAUUCAUCCAUUUAUGAAUAGAUCAGGAUAAAUAUCAUAAACCAUUUCCCAGAACCCUUUCCUCAAAAAUUAAAUUAA